AAUGAAAGGGGAACCGAGGUUCUCACAAGCGCGCUACGCUCUUAAUUCUUGAUUAUUUUAUUUCCACUUGAACCGCUGCUGCGGUGACAGGCUAGAAUUUAAUUUAUUUAUUUGUAUUGCGAUUUAACACUUUAAUUGUAUGAAAAUAUGACCCUAAACUAAGAGUUUGUACUUGUCCUAAUUUCUGGGUUACUAGAGCAAGAUACGUGAAGAUACAAUAGCUGAGGUCAUGGUAAUAUAAUGUGUUAUUUGUUGUGCUACUUUGUGAUAUGUACUUUGUUCUGUUUGGUGUUCGGGUCCAUACCACAAGCUUUACAGUAUCAACUGGGAUCAUGUGGAAAGGUCCAUCUAACAGUAUCGCCAAUGCAAGAUAGCUAUUUAGAACUUAACUGGAUUACCAGAGGCUGCGAUGAACAUACAUGGCCAGAUUUCAUCACUCUAUCAACCAGAGAUUUAAGGACUAGGGAUGAAGAUAGAUUUUCAUCUGUCUUGGUUCAAAUUCGCUUGCUAGACUAUCCGAGCGGCUACUACAAAACAAAAAUUAAGUUCCGAGAACCCUGGUUACCCGGUCACUGGGAGUACGAUCCCUACACUGUCAGAGCAGACAUAGGCCCUCACUGUCUUCCAUACUGGAUAUCUUCUAUACAGCGCGAUAGAAUUGUCGAUGCUAGAUGUUUGGAAAUACAACCCACCUGGAUGUAUGAUAACAGGGAGUAUUUGGGAAAUCAAAGAAUAGGUAAUGUCUUCAUUCCUGGCACACACAACUCCGGUUCAUAUAAAGGAAUCAUUGCAGUAUUUGAAGGUUACGUUCUGAACCAAGACAGAAAUAUAUGGACUCAGUUGGUGUUUGGUAUCAGAUACUUGGAUCUAAGGAUAGGCUAUACACCUGAAGAAGAAUUGUACAUUUAUCAUGAUCACGUUAGAGUUGCCAAAGUGGAACCGAUUUUGAGACAAAUAAAGAAAUUUGCUGAACUUGCUCCUCGGGAAGUUAUUAUUGUGGAUAUUCACAGAUUUCCGUUUCCACGAAACUUUACUAGACAAAUGCAUCAAAAGUUCACCAGAAUGCUUGAUGAUAUCUUGGGAGUCCAUGUCCUGUCGCCCCAUGGCUACCAAAGGGAGGGUGGACCAAGCUUCAACGAAAUAUGGGCACAGAAUAAAAGUAUUAUUAUAUCUUAUGCUGAUUCUUUGGUGUCUAAUAGUAAUCCAUGGCUUUGGCAACCCAUUAAACAAUUCUGGGGUAACACGAACAAAGUCUCAGAACUAAAAGACUACCUCUGGAGAUCCAUUUCCGAAUACAAAGGCUUCAGGAACCCUCUAUGGGCAUUGAUGGCUGAACUUACACCUGGUACAUGGGACGUGAUACUCAGGAAAAAUAAUCUCAGAGUUCUAGCUCAGAAUGUUAAUAAAGAAGUGACGAAAUGGUUCAGAGAUGAAUGGUUUAAUGAAGCGAAUAUCGUUACCAGCGAUUAUUUUUUGGGAAAUGAUUUGAUACGUGUAGCUAUCGAAGGAAAUAAAGCUAAGAAUGUUAAUUACUAUUAAA
Molecule: messenger RNA, 1540 nt
Organism: Sitophilus oryzae (rice weevil)
Lineage: Eukaryota; Metazoa; Arthropoda; Insecta; Coleoptera; Curculionidae
Exons: 6
Coding region: 241-1539 (432 amino acids)
Biological process (GO): lipid metabolic process
Molecular function (GO): phosphoric diester hydrolase activity
Source: RefSeq, a predicted model, not a curated record